AUGCAACACCUCACCCUCCUUCUCUCCGCCCUAUUCCUAGCGGUGCUCGCUGCCCUUCCAGCCGCUGCCUUCCCUGAUCUGACCAAAGCAUGCGGCAAGAAUGCCCAAGUCACGAAGAACACCUCGUUCGUUUACGACUCCAAGACAAUCUGGGUCACGACACAGAGCUGUCCUGGCUUCGCGGCUUUGAGCAACAGCUCUCGGACGCCUGGGACCGUGAACAGCACGCUCCUCAACGGCGACGGGCAGGUUUCAGUAUGUAACGACGCAUGCAACGUAGAGUGCGCCAAGAACCAAACAGACGCAGUCGAAGAUGACUGCUAUUACCUGUCGGAUGCUAUCGAGUCCUUGACACCGCAAUCGUUCACUGCGCCUGCACUAUCGCUGACAACGUUCUCGUUCGGCGCCGGCUGCGAGUACAACUAUGCUAACUUCGAUAAGGUGGAUUAUUCCGUGUGCUAUGCGGAUGUGGGAUAUGUCGGCGCUAUAACCGCCAAUGAGUGUUCCGCCGACUCCACCGGAGGAUCAUGUGUCUCUACUGAUGCUAAUGAUAACGACUGGGUUGUCGAGUAA
Molecule: messenger RNA, 573 nt
Organism: Laetiporus sulphureus 93-53
Lineage: Eukaryota; Fungi; Basidiomycota; Agaricomycetes; Polyporales; Laetiporaceae
Exons: 6
Coding region: 1-573 (190 amino acids)
Source: RefSeq, a predicted model, not a curated record